CAGUGGAAAAUUUUGGCCCUUCCGCCGCGCCGUAGGUUUGUCGCCCUACUGGUGCGCGCCCAGAGGGAGUGUACUGCCGCCCGGGAGAUGUGGAUGCUGCGGUCACUGCGCGUGUUCCUGGUCGCGCGGACCGGGAGCCACCCGGCGGGGUCCGUUCUGCGUCAGUCGCCCCAGCCACGGCACACAUUUCAUGCUGGGCCAUGUCUGUAUGCCUCGGCCUCCAGCAAGGAGCUCCUCAUGAAACUGCGGCGGAAAACAGGCUACUCUUUUGUAAAUUGCAAGAAAGCUCUGGAGACUUGUGGCGAGGACCUCAAACAGGCAGAGACCUGGCUCCACAAGCAGGCCCAGAAGGAGGGCUGGAGCAAAGCUGCCAAGCUCCAAGGGAGGAAGACCAAAGAAGGCCUGAUUGGACUGUUGCAGGAAGGAAACACGACUGUAUUAGUAGAAGUAAACUGUGAGACGGAUUUUGUUUCUAGAAAUUUAAAAUUUCAACAGUUGGUCCAGCAAGUAGCCCUUGGAACCAUGAUGCAUUGUCAGAACUUAAAGGAUCAACUGUCUACAUACAGUAAAGGUUUCUUGAAUUCCUCUGAGCUUUCUAGACUUCCGGCGGGACCUGACAGAGAAGGCUCACUCAAGGAUCACUUGGCUUUAGCAAUUGGAAGACUGGGAGAAAACAUGACUCUUAAACGAGCUGCGUGGGUGAAGGUGCCAUCUGGGUUCUACGUUGGCUCUUAUGUCCACGGAGUAAUGCAGAGUCCCUCCCUUCACAACGUGGUGCUGGGGAAGUAUGGGGCCCUGGUCAUCUGCGAGACAUCUGAACAGAACGCAAACCUUGAAGACCUUGGCCGCCGCCUCGGGCAGCAUGUGGUGGGCAUGGCGCCUCUCUCUGUUGGCUCCCUGGAUGAUGAGCCUGGGGGAGAGGCAGAGACCAAGAUGCUGUCCCAGCCGUACUUGCUGGAUCCCUCCAUUACCUUGGGGCAGUAUGUGCAGCCUCAGGGAGUGUCAGUAGUAGACUUUGUGCGGUUUGAAUGUGGAGAAGGUGAAGAGGCAGCAGAAACUGAGUAGGUUCCAGAGACUUUUGGCCCAGGAGGAGUAUUUGUUUUUAGCUCUGGACAUCAUUACAAAAAGGAUUCUUUCCCAAGCCUCUUCAGACCCAGAAUUUAUUUUUCAUUUGAAUUAUGAGAUUAUAGACUUUAUGGGUAAAAUUAUUAGUUAUAUAAUAAAAAUAAUUUUUUCCUUGUUUACGUAAUACUGGGUUUAGCUUUUCUAUGUCUUACUUGUGACAGCUUUUGAAAAUAAUCUUAUUGAUAGGCCUUACUGACAUGAUUGACAGUGUCUCGGAGAACGGCCAUCAACAAUUCUGCUCCCUUCAACAUAGAUUUAUUAUGGUAUUUCUGAAAUUUCUAACUUGCGUGUUCUGUCUUACCCCAUUUAUGACAUAGAACUCUUUUUGUUCUGCUUUCACUUUGCAACACUGGACCAUGCUUCUGCCUUGGAACCUCCCUAGUUAUAUUACUUCUGCCACAUGGAUUUCUUUGGGAUUGUUUAUUCAAGCCUAGAGUUGUCUGGAAAAUUUGGGUUCUUUUCUUUGUGGAUGUUUGUAGCAUGCUUUGAAGGCUCUCUGCAGUGGUAGACACACUGGUUCUGCCGUCAUUUAAUGAAAUUAAUAACAUAUGCCCCUGUUUAUCUUUUGGAUGAUGUGGUGUGGUUGGGUGGGUUGGUACUGAGGUUUCCUGGCCAGCUAUAAGGCAGAUUUUGACAUUCUUGUGCCAGAAACAGAAAUUAGAGUAGUCCAGUUAUCCAGAAACCUCACUUAACAUUGCCUUUUUACUUCCCCAGUACUGAAACAUUUCUUCCAGUAUAACAUAAAAUUACCAUAAUGAACAAACCCUAAAUACUGAAAAUAACUUCAUUUGUUCAUUAUAGGUAUCUUCAUUUGAAAAGCUAAAAAUACAUUGACACAUAACAGAUCUGGCCAUUUGGAUUUCAACCUUGGAGUGUAUAUAUGAUUUCAAUGAUUUGCAGGUUAAAUAGAUUUUAAAAAUAAU
Molecule: messenger RNA, 2048 nt
Organism: Cebus imitator (Panamanian white-faced capuchin)
Lineage: Eukaryota; Metazoa; Chordata; Mammalia; Primates; Cebidae
Gene: TSFM
Product: Ts translation elongation factor, mitochondrial
Exons: 6
Coding region: 88-1065 (325 amino acids)
Biological process (GO): mitochondrial translational elongation
Cellular component (GO): mitochondrial matrix
Molecular function (GO): translation elongation factor activity; protein binding
Source: RefSeq, a predicted model, not a curated record